Messenger RNA from Ceraceosorus bombacis, 5049 nucleotides. NCBI's taxonomy places the organism in Eukaryota, Fungi, Basidiomycota, Exobasidiomycetes, Ceraceosorales, Ceraceosoraceae. The record is from the annotation of a GenBank genome assembly.
AUGUCUCUCGGCAAUGCGCACACCGAAUCAGCAACGAUGAGCCGGCCAGGCUCGGAUCCCCUACGACCGCACUGUGAUCUGCGAUUGCCCUCAUCUCGUCACAGCAACAGCGCUGGACUUGCCGCUGGUCUUGGCCGUGCACCAGAGUUGGAAGAAAGCGCUGCUUUGUUGAUCGCAAGCUUGCACCGAGCUGCAGAAGUUGCACGAUUUCAAUGGCGCACACAGCAAGCCGCUGCUGCUGCUGCCGCUGCUGCUGCUGUGAGCACCACCCACGCGAGAAUUGUCGCAGGUCGCUACCAUCCCAUAGGCUCUAGCAUCCAACGUGCGACACGACCAUCCAGCGAUCAGUAUGCUCUACUGCCUGCCGCUGCCUCUCGCUCUCUCAGAGCAGCUCAGGGUGGCGACCGUGCGGAUCUGCUCAAUGCUGCUGCAGCUAGCCGCUCGGCACGACGUACAGACUGGCUGACGGAUUCUGAUGAUGAGACGAGCGAAGAUAGUUGGGAUGACGAUCAGGAAGAUCCAUCGAGUGCUGCCAUCAUACGUGCCACUCUAAAUUCGGCCAACAGAUCGGAGAACAGGCCAGACAUCCCACCAGCUCCCUUGCACGACCAGCCGACGUCAGAUCCUGGCGCCGCUUCUUCUUCCUCGACGUACCGCGCCCUGUCCGGCUUUCCGACGGAUGAGACGGAAGCUCAGAUAUGGGACAGAAUGGUCGAGGAGUUGGCGCGCACUUCAUCCUACCCGCCAUCCAACUCCAGCAUUGCAGCAGGAGGCAUCACUUCUGGCCGCACCGCAUUUUCUCAAAGGCAGCUUCCACAUCCGGUAUGGGCUAGGCGAUAUCCCGGUGCGCCCGGCACCUGGCUGAGAGCCGAACUAGCAAGACGAUCAGCCAGCACUCGCGAACGGGAGCGCAAUCCUGCAGAUUCUUCCACUGAUAUCAGGCCCUGGGACGCGCUUCUGCGUCGCUCCCAAGAGCCCGAGCCCGAGGCCGAGGUCGAGGCCGAACGCGCAUCUUCGCAAGACGCCCAUGGAACCGUGCGCAUCCAUGCUGGUCCUGAAGCUGAAAGGUCGCCUCCAAGCUACAACAUCCGCACCACCACUGUUGGCGCUCUCUUGGACGCACAAAGCGCGGAAACGGUGUCGCGGAUGGAACCUAGCUGGCAACGGUGGGCCCGCACCGUCUCGACUCAACGACCGACCGCUCAAGACAGUAACGCCUUGCUACGAGUAGCCAGAACACCUCCAGAGGAAAGACCCUCCACUCGUGACAGCGACGUUUCUCGGAGAACAUCUGUCAAUGAAGAAACGAGACGAGUCGCAGCUGCGACUGAACGUGUAGCCCGGCUCGCUGAAGUGCAGAGACAGCGCCGAGAACAGCGCAACGUUGCGCUUGCUGAAGCUCGAGCAGCGGGCACGCUUUCGACGGAGGAUCACGGAGCAAGAGAACGUAGCCGCGCCUCUCGCGGCGGGCUGGCUUAUCUGCAGAGACUGCGCGAACUGGAUGGACUCAGCCCUUCGCACGACUCUUCUGACGCAGAAGCUCCUGACACGGCGCCAGAAGCUCGACCUCACGACAUCUUUCCGUGGUACGAUCCGCCAACUCGUGGCGGCCCAGUAGUGCGAAGCGCAACUUCGGUAAACUGGUUCGAAGCGGCGCGAGAGAGGCGUGAAGCACAGAAUCGAGCGGCAGAGGAGGAGUUGGCUGCAGCAAACGCAGCGCGCGAACGAUAUCCCGGUGUGCCAGCUGAUCUUUGGGCCGAAGAAGCGCAAGAACAAGAGCCCGGUCUCGAUGAUGCGCAAGUCCAGCCUAGGGUGCGCCCGCAACGAACGGGUGCCGAGCAGCGUCAUCGCAACCGUACCGCUACUGUAGUGGCCUCUCCUCCUCCUCUAGUGGACAGCGGAAUUGGUGAAGCUGCGCGCACGAUGCGCACUGUAGGCAAUGGAUGGACCCUAGUUGGUGAGUGUGCAACAUCCAAAACAGGUUUCAGAUGUGAGCACGCGUUGACGAGUGGUCGCGUCGCAGGUCCACCGACUACCUCGGAAGCGGAGGAGGCACCAUCGACGAAUAGGUCAGCGUCGCACACCACUUGGCUCACUGGCCCCGCUCAGCCCUCGCGCCGCCUCAGCGCCUCUCCUCUGCCGCUUGAACUUCCGCUCUCUCCUCCCGUCCUUGCCAGCGCGACGGCAAUCUCUCAGCCAGGCUCUCAGCGACCAGCCUCUCCAAACGCACCGGCCAGCGACCCACGUCUUCUUAGGCGUCCCCGUCGCCUGCCAAGUCUGACGACAGCCGAGGUCGAGGCUUCGGGCGUUCGCAGCGGCACUGCUUCACCCACUGACGACGCUCCUGCACGACCGAUGCCUUCCUUUGGCACGCCGGCGAGGAGAGCAGAGUACUUGGGUAUGGGCAGCUGGCGAAGAUCUACGAGCCCUGGUGUACAGGUCGUUGACGGUGAUCUCGGCCGAGCUGAAGGUGGUAGCUGGAGCAACUCUGCAGCUGCUGCUGAUUUUGAACGUCGGACGCGCGAAAGCGCCUCUGAGCAAGACACUUCCCCAGCACCCUCGCCAAACUCGACCGCAGAUGCUGCAGAGGAGGCUGCAAGCGUCGGCGCUCUUACGCGACUCACUGGCGCAACGUUGGACAGCAUCGAAGGACAAAACACGCCACAGCUUCGUCCACCGCCUAGCGGCGCGCGAGGCGAAGCAUUGACGGAGCGUGCACGAGCUGCAUUGGCGCAGAGUCGACGCUUGCACGACGUUGGCCAGCGCCUCACGCAAGAGCUCUUGAGCCGCGAAGCUUCGCUUCGACACCGAGAGGAACACUUGCGUGCAGAGAUUGCUCGGCGCAGAAACGCGAGUGACGAGCAACGCCGACGUGAAGGUCGCAUCGGUCGCGUCCUCGCAUCUGACGAACCUAGCGCCGUCGGCCCGGUCGAGCGCGAAGGGGCAACUUUGCUCGUACGAAGACGUACGAUUCGCGACUCUGCGCCGGGUCUGCGGCCUUAUCAGCGCCAGGAUCCUCGUCGUACUCUGAGCACGCAUGACACCUCUUUGGACCUCGCUACGCCAACGGCCGAGCCACCCACCAGCUCCUCGAGAGUCGGCGCCCCUCAAAGCCAGGUCGAUCAAGAAGACAAGAUGUACGAGGGUGGAAAUGCCAACGAGGAGCGCGCUACAGCUGAAACAUCCGAUGCAGCUUUACCAGACUCGUCGCAUUCAGCGUCUCCUUCGAUGGCGAGCACUAGCCGAUUAGAGUCGAGCACAAUUUCCCCCUCGAUCUCGCUUGGAUCGUCAUCGCUCGUUCACGCGCAAGACGUCUCUGCGAUGCCGGCCUCGGCAGUGGGUCUUUUGCAGACAGUCGAUGAGGUUUCGCGCUCGCAGUACAUUGCGGCGACUUAUGCAAGGCUACGCAUGUGGGAACGUCGCGUGCCGACUCAGCCCGCGCUACCUUCGACCGAAGGCAGCGAGCUCUAUCCACUUCGCUUUGAGCUGUUUGCCAUUUCAAACACUGCGCCAGAGAGCACGUCCGAAGACAAUUCUAUCCUGCGCGCCCACUCUCGCAACCUGCUCUGGAAUGACGACACUGCCGUCACUUUUCCGCGCUCGAGGAAUGUAGACAUUGGCCUGCGCUUCCUGGCCUGCGUGCCAAGCGCGUCUGGUUCGCGGCCGGCAGGCGAUGUAGCUGUGUCCGAAGCUAUUCGAGCUGAGCGCGACCUCACCGCACCUCUGCUGCAGCGGGAUGGCGAGCCAGGGCGCUCGACGUCGGUCAGCGCCUCGAACGUUGCGUCCGCAUCUCGUCCUGCGGCGCCCGACCUGCUCAGCGACUUUCUGACGGGCUCAUCGCCGCGCCACAGACAUCACCUCACCACUCGUCAGAUCAACCUGCUUUCCCGUCUAGUAGCGGCCCGAAGCGCUGGAUCGCGAGAGGAUCGGCUAGCAGCGAUCUCCUCAUUGACUUCGGAUGAAGUGGCAGACCUUCGAAGACUAUUCUCGUCCUCGACAUUGGAAGAAUUGCGCACUCGCGUUCAAGCCACGCGCGAGGAGCGAUCUGGAUCACGCCACGCCCUCAUGCACAGCGCUCGGGACUCUGACCACCGAUCCGCACUGCAUCGCGUCGCACGAGAGGCGAUCAACAGAGCUUCUCACGCCGGCGGUGUACAGCUUACGUCGGCUCAACGCGCUCUGAUCGAGCAAGUUGCAGGAGCAUCGUCCACGCCGCCGCGCUCGGCCGAGCAGCUCCCUUCGGACGCGUUGCAAGAUCUGGCUCCCCUGAUUGCCAGCCGUGCGCGAUCCAUAGCUCAACAUGCUGUUCGACAUGUUGGAGAAGGAUCCGUGCUGGCCCAGACACCUGUGUGCACGCUUUCGCGUCUCAUCAUCAAAGUUCCACGCCGAGCUGGACGAUCGGCGGCCAAGGAAGGACUGGUUUUCGUUAGCCACCGACCCAUCACUACCGCCAUGCUGGAGCGCUGGAACAAUUGCACGCAGACUGAGCUCGAAGCUGCUGCGCAACGAGAGGGAUUCUGCUUUGCCAGCAACGUCGCGGACGAAAGCACGGGCAGACGAAACGCGAGCCCGAUUAGCACAUCGUCUGCGAGACGCAGUACACCCAACACGCGCGACAGGUGGGACGACGAUCCGGAGCUGGGAGUUCCUCUGGCUUUCCAGCUAGACAAUGCUAUGCAACCUCCGACGGCCACUGAGCCCGCCUUGCUCAGGGAUCGAACAACGCUUCAUCCCGUCGGCUUCUUUCGCAUCCCGACCUCGGCGACUGCAACGCUGGAUUUCUCCGCAAUGGCGCAGCACGUCGUGAGGUCCGACACCAGGCACCAACACGGCGCCGCGAGCGGCGCGGUCGAGAUGAGCAGCGGUGUUUCUGGGAGCUACAUUGCAAUCAAGAUUUUGAACACGCACGAGAGCGACCUGCCCUCGUCUGCACGCAGACGGCAAGAUGCUGCUGGUAGCGCUCAACCAUCCACUUGCGCCGUCCAGUGGAUCGGAGCUCAUGGUGUUGCUGGAGUGCGCAGCAGCGCAACGGGAGCUUGGUUCGAUUGA